AUGGCCUCCGUCUCCAGUCUGGACCAGGACAUGCGUAACCUUCGCAUGUCCCGCUACACCCCUCAGGCCGCGAAGGAAGUACGAACAUGGAUCGAAGAGACACUGGGCGAACAGCUGCCACCGGGCGACCUACUGGAAGUACUGAAAGAUGGUGUGGCGCUCUGCAAGCUAGCAAACAUGGCAUUACCGCCACCGGGUGUCAAGUUCAAGAGCAGCCAGAUGCCUUUCAUCCAGAUGGAGAAUAUCAGCCACUUCCUGCGCGCUUGUGAGGCUCCAUCAUUGAGCCUGCCGGCUCACGAUCGCUUCUUGACUGUGGAUCUUUACGAAGCCAAGGACCCUGCACAGGUCCUACAGUGUCUGGGCGCAUUCAGUAGAAAGGCCAAUGCGGCGAACCCGUCACGUUUCAGGUCGACGAUCGGUCCGAAAAAGUCUGCUGGUGUAGUAUCACCGAGUAGUACGGGCGGAGGAGGCACGAUAAGCGGCAGCAGCUGGAGGUCCAGUACCUACGGUCGUGCGCCCAGUCCAACCAAGCCAUCAGCAGCCAUGCCAUCCGCCUCUCGUGCUCUGAGCCCGUCUCUGACUGGUGGCUCCAAUGGGUCUCAAGGUAGUACAAAGUCUCCUGGACCGACCAGUAGCUGGAGCAGCAGAAAGGACGAAGGUGUGACGUCGCCUGCCUGGAACAUACACCAGUACGGGUACAUGGGUGGCGCGUCACAGGGCAACCAGGGCAUUAGCUUCGGCGCCAGGCGACAGAUUACUAGUCAGUCUCCGAGUGUGCCGAGCAUGGCAGAGAAGGAGCGAAAGCGGAGGGAGAAGGCAGAAGAGGACGAAAGACUGCGACAGCAAGUUGAAGAGGCCGAGCAUAAGCGACGGAAGGAACGUGAAGCCGAGGAGGAGCAAGAUCGUGUUAACGAAGAACGACGGUGGGAGGAAGAGACGCGUCGACUGCGCGACGAGGAACGCAGACGAGUAGACGAACAGAAGCGGCAGUGGGAGGCGCAAGAUCGCAAAUGGAAGGAGGAAGAAGAAGCAAGACGGAAGGAAGACGCAGACAUGAAGGCGAAACUUGCACCAAAAAAGCCGCCAGAGAGACCGCGGGUCAGCAGCUCCAGCAUCCUGAGAGGGCAGAGCCUGGCACAGUAUCAACGCGAACAGGCCGCACUUGCGUCGGACGAUGGUAGCGUAGCAGACGAGACUCCGGAACAGCGUCGUGUUCGCGAGCUUGAACAGCAGCUCGAAGAAGCGCGCGAGCGAGAGCGACAGUAUCAAGUAGAACGUGAGGAGAGACUGCGGAAUGGUAGUCGACCAAGCACAGCAAGGACAGAAACUCCACGGCCAGAGAGUGCUCGGGAUAGCGAAAAGAGCUUCGUUAGUGACGAGCGUGACUAUCUACGUCAACAAUGGCAGAGUGGUCAGAACGGCGCUUCAGCCAAGCCUGGUCCGGCUACUUCUGGCGCUCAAAGGCCGCUGCCGUCGCAGCCAAGCGAACCACAGUCUUUGCCCUUAAAGGCACUUCCGCAACCAAAUGCGCAGGACGAAGUUAAAGAGGACAUGGCCGAGCAGGCGUUUCCACCACGCUCAACUGGCAUACAACAAGCUGAUUCCGUCUCUUCCAUCGCACAGCUAAACCCGGACUCAGCACCUACAUCAUCACCACUUGGAAGCAGCAACAGACCUCUCCCAACACCAGAGAAAGAGUUCACAGCAUACAGUCCCCAGCAACCUCGCUCCUCGAACCGCACCGACCAAUACUUAUCCAUGCACACCCCACCCUCUAACCCGCGCCCCCGAGUCUCAAGCAGCCAAGAAGCAGGCGAUACCUCCCUCGAGCAAGCCACCGACCGCGAUCGCCGUAUCGCGUCCCAAACGAAAACCAAAGCCGGCGGCUGGGCAAGUAAAUCGCUUCUCGAGCGGGAGAUGGAGCGGGAGAGGGAAAGACAGCGCGAGUGGGAAGCUAAUCAAGAAGUCGUGAAAGCCGCGCCUAGAGAUCCGCAUGCUGGAACGGGAGAGGGUCAAAGCUGGGAUGUGAAUCAAUACGGGUACACAGGUGGGGAUGGCAUGAACAAGGGGAGUUCGACGGGCAGUGGUAUCAAUUUUGGUGGGAGGAGGCAGAUUAUUGGGCCUAGGCCGCAGAAAUAG
Molecule: messenger RNA, 2139 nt
Organism: Recurvomyces mirabilis
Lineage: Eukaryota; Fungi; Ascomycota; Dothideomycetes; Mycosphaerellales; Teratosphaeriaceae
Gene: SCP1
Product: calponin
Exons: 1
Coding region: 1-2139 (712 amino acids)
Biological process (GO): actin filament organization
Cellular component (GO): actin cytoskeleton
Molecular function (GO): actin filament binding
Source: RefSeq, a predicted model, not a curated record